Molecule: messenger RNA, 1877 nt
Organism: Oryza sativa Japonica Group (Japanese rice)
Lineage: Eukaryota; Viridiplantae; Streptophyta; Magnoliopsida; Poales; Poaceae
Product: phospholipid scramblase family protein C343.06c
Biological process (GO): plasma membrane phospholipid scrambling
Cellular component (GO): plasma membrane
Molecular function (GO): phospholipid scramblase activity
Source: RefSeq, a predicted model, not a curated record
GCUGCACGACCUCCGCCUCCCCUAUCCGUCCCGUCUCCUCGCCCGCCGCCCUCGACUCGCGUCUCCUCGCCUGCCCUGCCGCUGGCAUCCUGCUAGCAGAGGUGGCGCUGGCGUUCUCCUGCUCCCGCCGCAUUCGCUCACCGGUGAGCAUCCUAAUCCAUCCCAUCCGGCCUCGGCCUCGAGUUUCGUCUCCUCGCCUGCCGCUUGCGCCGAUCCCCAUCCUGCGAGGAGAGGUGGCGCCCGGCGUCCUCCUGCUUCCACCGCAUCGUCGCUCGCCGUUCGCUCCGAUGAGGUGGCUGCUCCGGCUGCUCUCCCACGCCGCGGCGGCUGGGAGGGCCACAGCGAGGACCACUGGCAGCCAUGUCGGGGGAUCCAAUGGGUUCGCGAGCGGCUGCGGGGGCGGCGAUGGUACGGUGGUGCCUCGGGAGUGGCUACAGAAGCUGUGAACCGAGGAGUUGAGGAAGCAAAGGGAUGUUGCGAGGCGGUGGGGGCGGCGCGCGGUCGCGACCAGCGACGGCGGCGGUGCGGAUUCGUUCGGCGAUUUCGCCAUGGCGCCGUCGAGGAGCUUCCAACACGACGAUCGGGACCUCACGCCAAUAGAGAAUAGCUGGAUAGGUUUGAAGGGUAUAGGAUAUAGGAUGAAGAUGGAAACCAAUUUUUUGAAUGAACAAGAUGGACACUUUUGUGGGCAGGCCAAACUGAAGCCUCUCCUCUCAAGGGCCAACCUCCUGAUCGCUAGGGACAUAGAAUGGGCAAAUAUCAUGUUGGCUUUUGAGCAGGAGAGUAGAUAUAUCAUAAUGGAUCCGCUCUUUCCUCAAUCACCUGUUGGUUUCAUUCGAGAGAAAAGCAAUGUCAUAUUUAGGCAGCUAUUUCGCUCAAGAAGGCCAUUUGUUGCAGAAAUUACUGAUGCUAUGGGCAAUGAGAUCUUUACGGUUCGACGGCCAUUUUGGCUUAUCAACAGUUCCAUUUAUGCAGAAGUGAAUGGCAAGGAGGUAGGUGUAGUCCACAGACGUUGGCAUCUCUGGCGUAGAAUUUAUGACCUGUACUUAGGGAAUAGGCAAUUUGCUGUGGUCGAGAAUCCUGGAUUUUGGAACUGGACCUUUACUCUCACAGAUGAGGAUGACAAUGUACUAGCCCAGAUUGAUCGUAAUUGGAGGGGAAUCGGUUUUGAGCUCUUCACAGAUGCUGGCCAGUAUGCAAUUCGAUUUGGUGAUGCAGGACUAAACCGUAAAUUUGGUCUCGCUUCAGAUAUCGAUGAACUGCAUGUUGUUCGCCAGUUGACUUUACCUGAAAGGGCUGUUGCACUAGCUCUUGCGGUGUCUCUGGAUUGUGAUUAUUUUUCUAGGAGAGGUGGCUGGGGACUUCCUUUCCUUAUUGCCACAGAGUAGACACAUAUGACCCACUACUCCCUCCGUCCCAUAAUAUAAAGGAUUUUGAGUUUUUGUUUACAACGUUUGACCACUCGUCUUAUUCAAAAAAUUUUAGAAUUAUUAUUUAUUUUAUUUGUGACUUACUUUAUUAUCCACAGUACUUUAAGCACAACUUUUCAUUUUUAUAUUUGCAAAAAAAAAAUUGAAUAAGAUGAGUAGUCAAACGUUGUAAGCAAAAACUCAAAAUUCUCCUUAUAUUGUGGGACGGAGGGAGUACCAUUUUCAAUGCAAGAGGAAAACCAAUGACCUUCGCAUUGUUGAUUAGUGAAGAAACUUAAUGGGUCUACUAUUUUACGCGAUUGAGAUCGUUACCGAAGCACGAAACGUUUUUUUGUGACACUGCAUGUGCUCUGCUAACUUCACCUGCCUGCUAGUACGUGUGAAUUUCGAAAGCUGAUGUCACAAGAAGUUUGAGCUUGACAUCCAGCUCGGUUUCAUUUUGCUACA